AUGUUGGAAGCAAGACUCCAAAAUGCCGUCGUUCUCAAGCGAGUGUUUGAAGCAAUGACCUGUCUGGUCAGCGAGGUGAACCUCGACUGUGAUGAAUCCGGCUUAAAGCUACAGGAUACUGUCUCCGUGCAAAACGAAGACGAAGGAGAUAUGAUCACCUUUGUAUUUGAAAACAACGCCGAAGAGAAAACAUCUACAUUCAGCUUACGGUUGAUGGGGAUCGAGCAGGAAUCUCUUGGUGUUCCUGAUGAAGAGGAGAGCGACGUAGAGAUAACAUUCAGCGCCAAGGAAUUCGCCUCGAUCGUGAAUACCCUGAAAGAGUUUAGUGAUUCAGUGCGUAUUGAUGUAGACAAAAACGGCGUUAAAUUCAUCACCAAUGGAGAUAUAGGAGGAGGAGAAGUUGUUUUAAAACCAAGAGAAGGAAACUCUGAUGAUGAUCUUGAUGUUGGGGUUGAUAUUAAAGUCAAUCACCCCGUCAGCCAGACCUAUGCGGUGAAGUAUUUAGUGUUUUUCUCAAAGGCUGCAUCUUUAAGCAACUGUUGUAAGCUAUCAUUGACUGCUCAUCGUCCUAUUGCAGUUAAAUUUGAUAUAUUAGACCCUAUUCAGGGAGAAAGCCGCAGUGCAGCCCCGAAGUUGGGUCAUUUCAAGUUCUAUCUCGCACCCAAGAUGGAUGACGAUGAAGUAGAACAAAACCCGGCAGAAGAUAUGCAAACAGAAGGACCCAAGGCAGAAGGCCAGGUUAAACCAGAAGAAGAUAUGGAUAACUAA
This is a messenger RNA of Eimeria mitis, 768 nucleotides long. RefSeq names its product proliferating cell nuclear antigen 1, putative. NCBI's taxonomy places the organism in Eukaryota, Apicomplexa, Conoidasida, Eucoccidiorida, Eimeriidae. The transcript has 4 exons. Bases 1 to 768 code for a protein of 255 amino acids. The record is from RefSeq and is a predicted model, not a curated record. Gene Ontology annotation, cellular component: PCNA complex. Gene Ontology annotation, biological process: mismatch repair; regulation of DNA replication; leading strand elongation. Gene Ontology annotation, molecular function: DNA polymerase processivity factor activity; DNA binding.